This is a messenger RNA of Leishmania mexicana MHOM/GT/2001/U1103, 789 nucleotides long. RefSeq lists its product as hypothetical. NCBI's taxonomy places the organism in Eukaryota, Euglenozoa, Kinetoplastea, Trypanosomatida, Trypanosomatidae. The transcript has a single exon. The record is from RefSeq and is a predicted model, not a curated record. The coding region runs from base 1 to 789 and encodes 262 amino acids.
AUGCGACGCUCCGCCUGGGUCUUCGUGGCGCCGUGGGUACCACCACCACGUCACGACGUCAAGGUCACCAUGCCGCCGCCGCCGGGGGGCGAGGUUGGCGGCUCCUAUGGCGUGUCCACGGGGUACAGCGACCGCCUCGCACGAACACCGUACUGGAAACGCAUGGCGCUGUCCACUUACGCGCUGCGCAUGAAGGAAAACGAGACUCGCUACCCCAUGAGCCCACACCGCGAGGGCGAGUACGACCUGCGCUACACCGUCACCGCCUAUCCCGAUCACAUCAAGCACCGCCCGCUGCUCGAGAUCGGCGAGGCCCACCAGAUCCCGACCAUAGAGAUUCCUGUUAUCUUCUUGGUGAACCUCUGGGAUGAGGAGCGGCUCACGUGGUUUGGCUGCCAGUAUGAGACCGUGUACGUGAACCGAAACUUUGCGCGCGAAGAGCUACUGCCACAGCGGUACGCCAUCUACGCCACGGAGGAGGCGUACAAGCUGCUAGGGCUGCCGGUGGUGAACCACAGCAUCCAUGAGGAGAUCCCCAAAACCCCGCACGCCUACAAGAAGUUGCUGGAGAAGCAGAGCUACACCGAGGAGCGGUGGAAAUACACAAUCGAGUAUCUGUUUCGAAAGUACGAGGCCGGUCCUCCAGAGCUGCAGGACAAGUCCGAGGAUGGCUGGGACGGCGUCGAGGAGUUAGCGACGUCGGCCACGGCAGGCGGCGCCGGCGACAGCUCGGCGAAGCGCAAGGGACCCGUCAAGCAGCGCAAGGCCCGCAAGAUCAAGCUCUUCUGA